Messenger RNA from Pistacia vera, 741 nucleotides. Its product is annotated as ACT domain-containing protein ACR10-like. Bases 275 to 631 code for a protein of 118 amino acids. NCBI's taxonomy places the organism in Eukaryota, Viridiplantae, Streptophyta, Magnoliopsida, Sapindales, Anacardiaceae. The transcript is spliced from 5 exons. The record is from RefSeq and is a predicted model, not a curated record.
CAAAAGUUUGACUAAGGCAAAAUUUGGCAAAAGUUUGCCACCCAUUUUUCAUUGACCCAUUUUUCAUCCUCUCUGCCCUAAACCCUUUCUUUCUCACUUAAAUGUUUGUUUCUGUUCACUUUUCUUUCGACGGAAUUUCCAACUUGCAAUUCAACUAAACAACAAGAAGGAAUCAACGCCACAAAAGAAAGAGAAAGCCAAGAUACCCGUCUGGGUUUUCAAUAAGGUUUUGUAUCUUUUUCUUUUUAUGAGGUGAAAAAACAGAGUUCAAGAAAUGGGAAUAUUGUGUGAAGAUGUUGUAGUAUUAAGUCAAGCCGAGAAGCCAGGUGACUCCAUUGUUAUUACAAUUAAUUGUCCCGACAAGACUGGCUUGGGGUGUGAUUUGUGCAGGAUUAUCUUGCUUUUUGGGUUGAGCACCUGUAGAGGAGGCACAACAGCGGAUUGGUGGUCUGUGGGUGUCAUUCUAUUUGAACUAAUUGUCGGCAUACCACCCUUCAAUGCGGAGCAUCCUCAGAUUAUUGACCAAAGAUCCACAUCAGAGACUUGGAGCUGGAGGAGCAUCAGAGGUGAAGCAGCAUAUCUUCUUCAAAGAUAUCAACUGGGACACGUUGGCCAGGCAGAGGAUAUAUGAUGCACUCUUAUAAUUUAAGGGGUUUGAUUGACCAAACCAUGUGAGCUGUCACUUCUCACAGGCUGCAUUUACAAAAGUUUCCUAUUUUGUAAUUGCUCUUGUGGGAUCGG